UGUCUCCUCUGCGCCGCCGUCGCGCUGCUUCUCCUCCCGGGCGGGGCAGCCGAGGAGGGUCUUCGCGCGGCGGCCGCGGCCGGGAAGCAGCCGGAGGGAGGAGGAAGAGGAAGAUGCUGCAGCCCCGGCGCUGAGCCUGCCGGCGGUAGGCCUGACCAGAAUAAUGUUCAACAUAAACCCUCUGGAGAACCUCAAGGUCUACAUCAGCAGCCGCCCGCCCCUGGUGGUGUUCAUGAUCAGUGUCAGUGCCAUGGCCAUCGCCUUCCUGACUCUGGGCUAUUUCUUCAAAAUCAAGGAGAUCAAGUCGCCUGAAAUGACAGAGGACUGGAAUACUUUCCUUCUGCGUUUCAACGAUCUUGACUUCUGCAUUUCGGAGAACGAAACGCUAAAGCACCUCAUAAAUGACACCAUGACACCGGAAAGUGCCAUGACCAGCAGUCAGGCCCGUCCUUCCACGCCGUCGCCACAGACGCUCGAGGAUUCUGGUCCAAUCAACACCUCGGUUGCCAUCACCCUGACACUGGACCCCCUCAAGCCCUUUGGGGGCUUCUCGCGGAAUGUCACGCACUUGAGCUCCACCAUUUUCGGACACCAAAUUGGGCUCUCAGGCAGAGAAGCACAUGAGGAGAUCAACAUCACCUUCACGCUGCCAGCUGCCUGGAAUUCGGAUGACUGCGUCUUGCACGGCCAUUGUGACCAGGCUGUCUUCACAACCUGCAUGACCGUCACGGCUGCCGCUGGGGUCUUCCCUGUCACAGUCCAGCCACCGCACUGUGUGCCAGAGACAUACAUCAACGCGACCUUCUGGUACAAGAUCUUCACCACUGCGAGGGAUUCAAACACCAAAUAUGCCCAAGAUUACAACCCUUUCUGGUGUUACAAAGGAGCUGUUGGCAAAGUCUACCACGCGUUGAAUCCCAAAUUGACAGUUAUCGUCCCGGAUGAUGACCGCUCCCUCAUCAACCUGCAUUUAAUGCACACUAGUUACUUCCUUUUCGUGAUGGUCAUCACUAUGUUCUGCUAUGCAGUCAUCAAAGGCAGGCCCAGCAAACUGCGGCAAAGCAACUCAGAGUUCUGUCCUGAAAAGGUUGCUUUCUCAGAAGCGUGACCCCCUGCCUCCUUUCUCCAAAAGUGACAGUGUCUGCUGCAACCAUCGCCUGCCGAACCCAGAACUAGACCCGGGUUCGUUAUGAAUUAUCUUGUGACGUUGGGUUAUUCCAACCAAAGACGUUUUAAGUGCCUGUAACGGUUAUUUAUAGGAGGCGGAGUCUACUUGGAAUAAGUUAAGCCGAUACAGCCCUGGGCUGUGGGAACCUCUUUGCCUGUUCGUGGCAGGCUGUUUUGUGAAGGAGCCAGAGACAUUUCUGUGUGUGUCUGUCUUGCUGCAGUGGGACAGUCCGGAUGCCUUUUGCAAGUGUCUCAGAAAAAGCACCUUAUUUUCCCCCAUGGUCUGUCCAGUGUGUUUGAGGCAGGGCACACCUCUCUGCUACUGUACUGCAGCUCUAAAGCCACUGAGUCAAUGUGUUUGUUCCUCUUUCUUCCCAAUUCCUCCCUGCUUGCAGAAAGAUACCAACAUUUCUAGAUUUAUUUAAAAACAAGACAAAAAACCCCACCUGGCAUAUUCAUAUUUUAAUACUGGCUGUAGUUAGGAAAGAUGGCGUACUUGUAAUUUUAGUUUAAGGAAAGCAAGAGAAGCAUCUUCCACUUUGCACUCUGGGUUUGUUUGUUUGUUUGUUUAAGUGUUGCUAAUUUUUUAAAGCCAACACAGGCAGAAUCUCCCAUUGGUGCAAUCCUGGACCUCAAAUCGGGCUGCUGCAGUGCACCCCCUUUAAUGCAGAUAAGUGACAUGCUUCAGAAUUCCUGGGAUUGCGCCAUUCCAGACAGUAUGGUCAGGGUGUAUGAGUGUGUGUGAGAGAAAGAUUAGUUUGCUGCACCUGCGUCACAACCUUCUAGUCUGUAGAAAACUAGCAUUUUGAGGACAAGAUUCAAGGCUGGCUGCCUCUCUGACAUGCUUGCUUUUUUAGGUGCAGGUAUUUUUUAUCUUCUUAAUGUGGGAAGGUAUUUGAGCACCUUGUCUGGAAUGAUGCAAUUUUAUUAUUUUCAUGUGUAGGUCAGCACCUGCUCUUCAGACUGGGAACUUCUGCUGGGCUUUGGAGGGGGGGGUCCCUGAUGGUGAAAGGAAGUGGCAGCCAGCAUUGGGGCAAGCUGCCCCCUGGGACCAGGCCUGGUGUUUGUUGUGCCUUUUGCCUGCGGAGAGAGAUGCUGAGGGCCAGUUUGUGCUGCAAAGGGAUGCUGUCCAGGCGGGUACAACUCCGGACUCGCUCAUUGGAUUGGCUUCCUAGUUUGCACUUCCAGUUUCACUCUUUAAGAAUGUAGAGAGUUCUAGGAAUGGCUUUUUAGCGUUUGCACAGAAGGACAUGAUGUGUGGCUUUGCUUUCGUUGGGAAGAGUUCAUUCGUCUGUUCAUUUGCUUGCUUGGUGUCUUGUCACAUCUCCAAGAUACGGGGAUGAUCUCCAGAGACCUUUGGGGUCUAGGAUUGGGCAAGGAGUCUGGUAGUGGAUUUAAAAAUAAAAAAUAAAAAUGCAUCCUCUUCAAAUUAAAAUCCCAACCAAACAGAAGUUUUAAAUGGAAAAUAGAUUGUGGGCUUCAGAAGAAGAAUGUUGUUUCUCUUAACUUUUGCUUUUAUGGUCCGUUCUAGACCAUUGUAGUUACUGGUUCAGAGCUGAUCUGCAAGGAGGAGGAAGGGCUGGUGGUGGACAUGUAGAAGUCAGACACUUCCAGGCAGGAGGGUACAAGUGGAAUGUGACAGUGGCUGUUCGGAUCAUAUUGAUCUUGCCUCUUUUCUUUUUCAUUUUCACUAUUACUUGAAUCAGUUUUGAUUCUGUUUGUUUCCUCGUUAGAAACCUGCCAUUCCAAUUUGCUUCUCUGGCAUGAUAUGAAGGUUUGUCAUUUCCUUAUUCUCCCCCCACCCACCUACAGCUUCCUCUGCAGCAGAUGUUGUAGAGUUAAGGUGGCAUUUGACUUACCUUUGGGCUUGGUGGUCAGUAACUGAUUUGUUAAUGACAUUUCUCUCCUAGGUUAAUUUUUUGUGUUUGUAAGAUGUGGAUAUUGCUUUGCAAAAUAAAAGUUUAUUACUAUCAUUCA
Molecule: messenger RNA, 3144 nt
Organism: Lacerta agilis (Sand lizard)
Lineage: Eukaryota; Metazoa; Chordata; Lepidosauria; Squamata; Lacertidae
Gene: TMEM248
Product: transmembrane protein 248
Exons: 7
Coding region: 164-1108 (314 amino acids)
Source: RefSeq, a predicted model, not a curated record